Molecule: messenger RNA, 654 nt
Organism: Rubroshorea leprosula
Lineage: Eukaryota; Viridiplantae; Streptophyta; Magnoliopsida; Malvales; Dipterocarpaceae
Source: the annotation of a GenBank genome assembly
UAAUCUCCAGAAAUGGCCCGUUUGCUCUUUGAACGUAGCGGGGGUCAAUGGGGAUCCAUACCUCUGGCAAUUGGCUUGUUCAUCUCUGUAUCAGCUCUUGUUGCCUUGUGUGCGAAGCAAACUCGCAGCCGUGCUGUACACAAGUCGGAGGAGAAGAGAAUAGGUUCAAAGUUUGCGCCCACAUCGCCCUUGGUUAAGCCUGGUAAACAACUCGUGACAAACAUCAGUAACAAGGCAAUUCAAUUAAUCCACAAAAAGAGGGCUGAUACUGUUGAUGAAAGUCAUGAGGUGGGAAUAGCAGACAAAGAGGAAGGAGAAGGCGUGUGGCGAAAAGGUAUCUUGAUGGGGGAGAGAUGCCAGCCACCUGAAUUUUCAGGUGCCAUCUUUUAUGAUAAUUAUGGAAAUCUGCUAUCAGAGCCACCACCAAGGUCUCCCAGGGCUAGUCCCCUUCCAAAUUUUAUGCUUCCUGUUGCUAGAGAUGCAAACUAGCUUUCUUUCUUUUCUUUUCUUUUUUUUUUUUUUUUUUUUUUUGGUAUAAACUAUACAUGAACAUUAAUAUCCAUUAAGAGUGUCUCUUUCUUUAUUAUUGUCAUUUUUACUUAUGAUUUUAAUCAUGGUUUAAUCUCUUUCCAUGAAUAAGGGAUGAUUUAUUAC